Molecule: messenger RNA, 969 nt
Organism: Phytophthora sojae
Lineage: Eukaryota; Oomycota; Peronosporomycetes; Peronosporales; Peronosporaceae
Exons: 3
Coding region: 1-969 (322 amino acids)
Source: RefSeq, a predicted model, not a curated record
AUGGCGGAUCUGGACCAAGCUGUGCGGGAACGUGACAACCCGGAGCUGACUCGUCUGCGGGAUCUCCAGGAGACGACUGUCGCGGAUCUGGCGCAGGUAUGCCGGGAGCGGGACGCCCUUCAAGGUGAGGUGAACCAAGUUCGUUCGGAGUUCCAUGAUCUCCAAUCCGACUUCGAUGCGUCCAAGCAGACCGUGACUGCAAUGGGGCGCCGGAUUCAGGCGAUCGAAUCUGAAAGUCGGUUGCUGACGCAGGAUCUGAUCCGGAUGAGCCAUGAGCGGGACGUGCUACAGCAGGAGCUCUCAUUGACCUCCAUCACCACUCUGGUGAGAGCGCGACCUGGUGCAAUCGAAGAGGUUCUGGAUCCGGCCUACAUCCUCAGCUUGAUCCAUCCAACUCUGGCCGUCAAGCGUCGCAUUUUCUCGCCGUCCUCCGAGCAUGAUGAAGCCAUGGACCAGGAGGGUAACCGCGCAGCUUUCGGCGCUGCCACAGAGGGAGAGAUCGACGACGAUGGGGGCGGUAACCAGGAGGAGGAGGCGGAGCAUGCACACACGUUGGUUUCGGCCGACUAUCACCCUUGGCUGGUGGAUCGCCUGAACGACGUGGCCAUGGUAUCUAUGCUGAUCGACGCGUUGUUCCCGAUCCUUCCCACUGCUCCAGGCUGUUUAUUUCCCUACUUCGGCCCUGCCCAGGGCCGUAAGCCGAAGAUCCAACUCAGUGACUACUGCUGGGAACUCAACACAGAAGAGAACGUGCGGGCGCUAUUGGACACUCACCCUUGGGAAAUCCUUGAGAACCCGGGCGAUGCCAUUUCGUUCGAAGUCACUGUGGGUGGUCGACUUGGGAUCCUGAUCCAGGAGUACGGGAUCUUCGAAGACACUAACCUCAUGUCCUACUGGGAAUCGACCCACCACUUCCCGAUCCCCGAUACGAUGGCAAAGAAAUAUCCGUGGCUGCUAGGAACGCAGUAA